CAGAGCUGUGGGAAUAAGAUGGCGGGGAAGAAGAACGUUUUGUCGUCUCUUGCAGUUUAUGCGGAAUAUUCAGACCCUGAGUCUGAUGGCGAAACUGGAGUCGACGCUGUGGGAGGUGCGGCUGAAGAGAAGGGUGGCUUGGUAUCUGAUGCCUAUGGAGAAGAUGACUUCUCUCGCCUAGGCGGUGAUGAAGAAGGUUAUGAAGAAGAGGAGGAUGAGAACAGUAAGCAGUCGGAAGAUGACGAUUCAGAGACUGAAAAACCUGAGGCUGAUGACCCAAAGGAUAAUACAGAAGCAGAGAAGCGGGAUCCUCAAGAGUUAGUGGCCUCCUUUUCUGAAAGGGUCCGUAACAUGUCACCUGAUGAAAUCAAGAUCCCACCGGAACCGCCCGGCAGAUGUUCCAAUCACUUACAAGAUAAGAUCCAGAAGCUCUAUGAGCGGAAGAUAAAGGAGGGGAUGGAUAUGAACUACAUCAUCCAGAGGAAGAAGGAGUUCCGGAACCCCAGCAUCUAUGAGAAACUGAUCCAGUUCUGUGCCAUUGAUGAGCUGGGCACCAACUACCCAAAGGAUAUGUUUGACCCCCAUGGCUGGUCUGAAGACUCCUACUAUGAGGCAUUAGCCAAGGCCCAGAAGAUUGAAAUGGACAAAUUGGAAAAGGCCAAAAAGGAGCGAACCAAAAUUGAGUUUGUAACGGGCACCAAGAAAGGCACCACAACCAAUGCCACAGCUACCACCACCACCACUGCCAGCACAGCUGUUGCAGAUGCCCAAAAGAGAAAGAGCAAAUGGGACUCUGCCAUCCCGGUGACGACAAUAGCACAGCCCACCAUCCUCACUACCACAGCCACCCUGCCAGCGGUGGUCACUGUCACCACCAGUGCCAGUGGCUCCAAGACUACCGUCAUCUCUGCUGUGGGUACUAUUGUGAAGAAGGCCAAGCAGUGACCAGAGGACACCCCCAGGACUUGACAGGACUGUGCAGCCCAGUAACUUCUGCUCACUGGGAGGCGCCACUCUAUGUUUCAGGACUGAGAUGUGCUUCCCAUGUGCCUUCCAAGAGGAGCCUCUCUGUGACAUUCCAGCUGGAAGGACAUUGCAGCAGAGGCAAUGGGCGCGUUGGACAGUCUGUCCACACACCUCUUGGGGGCUCACCCAAUUAAAAGUACUGGAUUCUUAGGUCCUGGCAUGUCAGGUGCACUGGCCUCUCCCAUGCUGUGUUCAGGCAAACAUGAAGCUCAAGUGCCCUCAGCAGCAGUCAGGAUUAUUGCUCAGGAUGAACUGUGGUGUGACGGGAACUGUGGGGAGUACUCGAGGAGCUACCAUGGUCGUUCCCAGUGUGUGCCCGUGGUGUGGGCAGGUGGGAGUUCAAGGAGGGGUCAGACACAUCCUCUCCUGUUGUCUACUUUCCUGAUCCCCAAACCAGAUCUCAAUAGUCCUCAGGCAGUAGUAGCAGAGGCCCUGCUCUCGUGGGUGCAGUUAGGCGCUCCCCACAUUGCUUCUGAUACACACCCAGGCAUUUGAAAUCGGGCCAGAUGGCAGAGGGCUAGGAUGUGAUUCCCAACCUGCCCAGGGCAGGAGCAAAGUGGGACCCUGGCCAAAGCCGCCAAGGCCCUCGGUACCUAGUGAGUGUGGCCAGCAGGAUCCACACAGUGGGGGAGAUGAAUCACCUCCUGCUCUGCCCGGGCGUCGACUCAUUGUUUAUGUGAGAGCUCUGCUCUUGGGAAGGUCUCCACCACCCCACCCUUCCUCUGCUGUUAUCUCUGCACAGCAGCAGCCCCUGGGCAGCUCCAUUGGCCACUCUCAGAGCCCACACAGGCUCACCAACCCAGUGCUGGAGGGAAAGCUUGCCUUUUGUGCCCUCUGGCAGCUCUCCUUCCCACUCAGAGGAAGGGGUAAGUGUCAAAGGAGGAAGUCAGGCUGUGAAGGGUCCUGCUGCUUCCAUAGGACCAACAGAGACGACGAACUUGCCUCUAAGGUUGUGGUUGGUGGUGGUUGUGUGAUCUGAGGACCAACAAGCUGCUUGUGAGAUAAAAUAAAAGCCGAGUCACUAUUG
Psammomys obesus (fat sand rat) is the source of this 2053-nucleotide messenger RNA. It is a transcript of the gene Sap30bp, whose product is annotated as SAP30 binding protein. Bases 19 to 945 code for a protein of 308 amino acids. The record is from RefSeq and is a predicted model, not a curated record. Gene Ontology annotation, cellular component: nucleus. Gene Ontology annotation, biological process: regulation of DNA-templated transcription. NCBI's taxonomy places the organism in Eukaryota, Metazoa, Chordata, Mammalia, Rodentia, Muridae. The transcript is spliced from 11 exons.